Molecule: messenger RNA, 894 nt
Organism: Trichomonas vaginalis G3
Lineage: Eukaryota; Parabasalia; Trichomonadida; Trichomonadidae
Product: calcium:proton antiporter protein
Exons: 1
Coding region: 1-894 (297 amino acids)
Biological process (GO): intracellular calcium ion homeostasis; calcium ion transmembrane transport
Cellular component (GO): membrane; endomembrane system
Molecular function (GO): calcium:proton antiporter activity
Source: RefSeq, a predicted model, not a curated record
AUGAACUUGCUCAUUAUUCCUGGUGUUGCCAUGUUUGCAGCCGGAUUAAAGUGGAAAGAGACAGUUCUCAACAAGAAAGCACAAUCCAUUGGUGGCUACUUCCUUCUUCUUGCCAUUAUAUCUGUUCUUUUCCCUUCAAUCUUCUACCACAUCCACGGCGGAACUGAUUACAACUGCAAUCAGUGCGAAAUUAACGGUACAGAGCCAGGAAAUCAAACAAUUCAAUGCAAAUACUGUAUAUCACGUGAUUUAAAGAGAAUCUAUGAUGAUCCAAUCUACAAACUCUAUGCAGCUCCUCUUAUGUAUAUCACUACAUUAUUAAUGCCAGUUAUUUUCAUUAUUUCUGUUGUUUUCUCUGUGAGAACACACGCGCACAUCUACAAAGUUGAUCACGUAGAAGAAAACUCAGGAGGAAUGUCCCAAUUGGCUGCAAUUAUUAUUUUGGCACUUUCCACUGUCACGUUUUCUUUAAUGGCUCAUGUUAUGACAGAAAAGAUUCCAGAAGCAUUGGAGAAGAUGCAUUUCUCAGAGAGAUUUGUCGGUCUCAUCUUCUACACGUUGAUUCCAAACGCCGCUGAGUACAUGAACGCAAUUAAGUUUGCUUUGAAUGGAAAUAUCGGUUUGUCAAUGGAAAUUGGAAACCAGGGAGCUAUUUUGACCGCUCUCUUGGAAAUGCCCGCUCUGAUGCUCAUUUCUCUUAUUUUGUUUAAGACAAAAGUGACAGAUGUAAUGUUUACAAUGAUUUUCCCUGUCAUUGACAUUGCAAGUAUUGUUGUAGCUGUAUUCCUUAGGAACGCUAUUCUAAUGGAAAAGAGAAUCAACUAUUCCACUGGUCUCUCUUUCCUUAUUAUUUUCUUAUUAAUUUCAGUUGUGUAUUACUUCGAAAAAUUCUAA